Molecule: messenger RNA, 2217 nt
Organism: Fusarium fujikuroi IMI 58289
Lineage: Eukaryota; Fungi; Ascomycota; Sordariomycetes; Hypocreales; Nectriaceae
Product: related to cytochrome P450
Exons: 1
Coding region: 1-2217 (738 amino acids)
Molecular function (GO): 2 iron, 2 sulfur cluster binding; oxidoreductase activity, acting on paired donors, with incorporation or reduction of molecular oxygen; heme binding
Source: RefSeq, a predicted model, not a curated record
AUGGCAUGCCCUUUCAGUAACCCGAGAAACCUCUUCGACGACCUCGCCACGGCCCGAGAAACACCUAGUAUAGAAUACAGCGAGAAACUCGGAGGCUAUGUUAUUUCUCGGUACGACGAUAUAGUCUCAGUUCUAGAUAACCCCGGUGCUUUCAGCUCAAGGCCCACCGUACCCGAUUUCCCACCACAGGUUAAGCAAAUCUUCGCAAACAAGGUCCCGGAAAGGGGGACUUUGCUCGCGUAUGACAAUCCUGAUCAUGAUAGGCUGAGAAUGAGCGUAGCAUCUUUCUUCGUGCCUAGAAGACUAGAGCGUUUUGAGCCUUUGUUAAGAGCAACAGCUCAUGAUCUGAUAGACGGGUUUGUCGAAAAGGGUUGUGCUGAUAUCAAGAGCAACUUUGCACUUCCAUUACCCCUACGGACUAUCGUCAUAGUUUCUGGUCUAGACCCAUCGCGAUGGCAAUGGAUUGGGAGAUGUCUCGCUCUGUUCGGUGGGAUUACACAAACGAACGAGGAGUUGAGCAUUGAGCAGCGAGUUCAAGAUGUAUUAGAUCUUCACGAAUAUGUUGCUCAAGUCAUCCAACAGCGCAAAACAGACAGAAGAGACGACCUGAUCAGUCAUAUCUGGAAUGAAAGAGACGCUGGAGUGGUCGAGAUGACAGACUAUGAGCAUCUCAGCAUGAUUCCAGGACUUCUCUUGGCUGGACAUGAAACAACUACCAACCUCCUCUCAAUGGGGAUAUCGCAUCUAUUACAUCACAAUCUAUGGGAUGCCGCCACAAAAGAUGAAGAGGCGAGAAAAUCUGCGAUCGAAGAACUUCUUCGAUAUGAGUCUGCUAUUACCGGAAUGGAACGCCUCGUUAAAGAAGAGUCCAAGAUCGGAGAUCACACUGUCCAGCCUGGCGAGAAGCUCUUCGUUGCAUAUAAUUCAGGAAGUCGAGACACCACAAAAUUUGACAAUCCCGAUAAACUGGACUUGAAUAGACAGCAUAAGCACCAGCACCUUGGUUUUGGACGCGGCAUUCAUGCUUGUCUUGGUGCACCUUUUGCACGGCUUCUUCUCCGAACAGAACUUGCGGUGCUGAAGGAGAGACUGCGAAACCUGAGGCUCAAGACACCAUAUGAAGAGAUUCAGUACUGUAGGGUUCAUGCCGGUCGUGGACCAGAAAGAGUCGAGAUACAAUGGGAUGUGCAGUUUCGGGAUGAGUUGCGCGUCAACGUUGGCCACGCCAAUGUCAACUCCACGCUUCGGGCAUCUGCAAAAACAGAAGAGUUGGAGUUGGUCGUUAGAAAUGUCGAGAAAGUUGCAGAGAGGAUAAUUCGCCUGACACUCUGUCCCAAAAAUGAUGGAAAGGUACCAAAAUGGUCUCCUGGGUCACACAUCGACGUCCAAGCUGGCACUAUUGGCUAUCGUCAAUAUUCUAUAUGCUCAAAACCUUCCGAAGAUCAGCACAUAAAAAUAGCGGUACUUCAAGAGAACGGUACUGGUGCUUCGAAUUGGAUCCAUCAAAAUGCCACAAAGGGAAGCCAGAUGUUAAUUCGUGGACCGCGCAACCACUUCAGUCUUGAGUUUGGUUCCCGCAAGACAAUAUUCAUCGCUGGAGGUAUCGGAGUCACUCCGAUCAUACCAAUGACCGAAGCUGCGAAAGAGUCUGGUGUUGACUACUCCAUUCUGUACCUCGGCCGCUCGAAGAACAACCUUGCAUUUGUGAGCGAGUUGACAGAGGAACAUGGCGAUCGCUUCACACUUUGGGUCAGCCAAGACCACGGUGGUAAAAGAUUUGACCUGAAAUCCUACCUGCAGCAAGAAGACCUCCUCGAUCUACGAGUAUACUGUUGCGGUCCAGAGGCUCUCCUAACAGGGGUCGAGGAAGCCCUGGCAGACGCACCACCAGGAGUUCUACGACUCGAGCGCUUCGCGGUACAUAGUACUGGAAACACGAAGCCAAAUACUUCGUUCGACGUUGUUUUGGCGCGCAGUAACAAGAUUCUGCGAGUACAGGAGGAUAAAUCGGUUCUAGAGGUGAUCAAUGAAGCAGGUGCUGGAGUGCUCUCGACGUGUAGGACUGGAGUGUGUGGAACUUGUGAAGUGAGAGUUCUUGACGGGCUUGUUGAUCAUCGAGAUGUGGUUCUUACGCAUUCCGAGAAAGCGGAGGGGAAGAGUAUGAUGCCGUGUGUUUCGAGAUGUCUUGGGAAGAAGUUGACAUUGGAUCUUUGGUAG